This is a messenger RNA of Maniola jurtina (meadow brown), 2732 nucleotides long. RefSeq names its product IQ and AAA domain-containing protein 1-like. The coding region runs from base 46 to 2730 and encodes 894 amino acids. Gene Ontology annotation, molecular function: ATP hydrolysis activity; ATP binding. The transcript is spliced from 19 exons. The record is from RefSeq and is a predicted model, not a curated record. NCBI's taxonomy places the organism in Eukaryota, Metazoa, Arthropoda, Insecta, Lepidoptera, Nymphalidae.
UUGAAUUAAUUAGAACCAUCUUUAUUUCAUUUUAUUCAAAUCAAAAUGUCCAGUGAUUAUUAUUUCAAUAAAUGGAAUCGGACCCUCGCCUGCUUAAACAGUUUGAUUGAACUUGAUCUAGAUUAUCAGACAACCAAAGUCCAUGAUCAGCAAUGCUGCGAUGCCGCUCGGCGGUUGUCAGGGAUACUUGGGAGAUACAUAGCGUGUUACAACGACGCAUUAGAAUGCCUACAACACAAUCUUCAAGUUCAAAAGACAGUUUACAUAGCUGAUGUUGUCAAGGCAAUAGUAGCCAGGAUUCUAGAACUGAAAGGACAGUCGCGAAAACUUGAAGGUGCUUUUUACCAAUUCUUGGGUAAUGGUUUGAUUGAAGAUAAACUCACUCCAAAUGAUGUAGAAUUUUCUGGUGUUUCUACAAAAUAUAAAAGAUGUGUAGAAAUAAAUGAUGCUAUAAUGAAAGCUUUCCAAAGAGCUAAGGAAAUAAAAGAAGAAAAAGAAGAUAAAAAAGGAGAAGGAGAGGAAGAAGGUGUAGUUUCGAGGGAAUUAAAAGAAGAUAAAUGGUGGGAAGAUACUGAAGAGACAGUAAAGAAAGUAACAAGAAGACUAGACAUGACCGAAGUGUAUGAAGUGGAAGAGAAAAUAUCAGAAGAAACGUUAGCGAGAAAACAAAAAGUAGCUUUGAUUCAGGCACAUGAAAAAACUAGACUAAUAACACUAAUGGUUAUAAAACAGAAACAAAGGAGAGAAAAAUGGACAAAGGAAUUACAAGGAACUUUGAAUUCAUCAGCGAGAAUUGAAAUGAGAGAAAGAGGUGCAAAUCUUAUACAGAGAUAUUUGAGAUUUUACUUUGAAUUAAAAAGGAAAAAGUUAAAAGAUUGUAAAAGAGAUGAACUGUUACAGUUAAGAUUAUGCAAUAAGCCAUCUUACGAAGAAACCUUAAAAGAAAAAGAUUUAAAAAUGAGACAAAAUCAAUUGCAUGAGGACUAUGAAAAACAAAGAAAAGUUUUUAAUGAGCAAUUUAAAAACAGUUAUUUUGAGAGAAAACAUGAAGAUAUUGCUGAAGAUAUACGAGAUAACGUUAGAAAUUGGUUUCAGAAAUGGUACAAUGAAGUAAAGUUUUUCUACGAUAUUCCUAAGGAAAAACAAGGCGGAUCUCUUCUAAUUCUUAAAGAAGAAGUUCCUUCACCUACAGAAUGGAGAGAAAAGUAUAAAGUGUAUCUAGAUAAUAAAAAAUCAAUUAAAAAGAAAACUUUAUGGCAGGUUAAAUGGGAAAAACAAGCAGAAAAAGAAGAAGAAAUGAUGCUUAAAAGAAAGGAGAUGAAAAAAAAGAAAUUGGAAGCAGAACUAUUGAAGAAAAUGAUGAAAAAUCCAACUUUGCAUCCGGGAUUUAAGUAUCCUGCUUCAAAUAAAACAGAACCUCUUAUAAAAGCAAUCAAGAAAUACUAUCAUAAUUGGCAAGAAUUAGAUAAGGAAGAAUUUAUGUUUGUAAAAGAAAAAUUCGUAAAAAAAAUUGACGAAGAAAACCUCAUUAUGAAUGUGAAACUAGAAAUGAAUAAAAUUGCGGACAUGGAUAUGAGACAAGAAUUGAAACUGCUAAAAAGAGCUUUGAAAAAUGAUUACAAAAGAAAUGAAGAACAAAUGCCAGAGCCAAUAAAGGAAAAGGCAAAACGCAAAAAGCAGCAGAAACUUCAAAGCAAAGUUAAAAUAAAUGAAAACAUUCGUAACAAAUUAAUGGAUUUAGCAGCAAGCGAUGUCCUCAAAGAAUACCCAUGUAAAGAUUUUAAGGAUUUUUUGGGUGAUGCUAAUUUUGCUGGAGACAGUAUCAGAUAUAAUACGCUUAAACCAGCACUACACUACGGAGCAGAAACAAGAGCAAUUUGGUGGGAGACUUGCCGAGAUGUGAGUCAUGGUUUCAAACGCAUACUGCUGGUGGGACCACGAGGCUGUGGGAAGACCACUUUAGUGCAUAUCAUGGCUACUGUUAAUGACGCAAUAUUAUACGAGUUGGACCCAACUCAGGUGGCUGAAGAGAAUGGAACUAAGGAAUAUUUACAAGAGCUAGUACACUCUGUAGCAGUAUGUGCCAAGGCGACGCAACCUUCUGUAAUUUAUAUCAAACAUGUCCAUGAACUUUAUCAACGCAAGGUCCCUCCUAAAGAGAUGAACGUUGAUGUGAUAAAACGAUUCUUUAUACGGAAGCUAUUCAAAAAGAUUCACCGGCGUGACAAUGUGACUAUUGUAGGUACUUGCACAGAUCCUUGGUUAUCGAGAAGUAAGCAAUUGUUGAAAAAGUUUCCAGCUGUGGUACUCCUACCUGACACAAGUUACUCCGCUGUUUAUCUCAUUUUAAGAAACUGGGUUGCAAACAACCGCAUAGUGCCAUCAGACUUGGAUAUUCAUAGUUUGGCUUACGUUCUUCAGGGAUAUUCGUUCGGCUACCUCGUUAAAGCUUUGGAUGAUUUUUUAACUGCCGAUCGAAUUGUGAAGAUAGCCGCUUACGGAUUGACUCCUCAAACGCUUUACCAGUACAUUUUAUGCAAUGAAAAUGAAGCGAAACACGACUAUAAAAGGUAUCUAAAAUGGUACGCAGAGAAGACCCAGUGGGGAAAAAUGGAGAGUAAACGAAUACAAGAUGAUAAGGAAUUUAGAGCUCUCGUAGAAGAAUGGAAAGAAAAAAUGGAGAAGAAAAAGCAAAAAGAGAAAAAAAUGAAAACAUUUAAUUCUUCAUAGUA